AUCUCCGCCAUUUGUAAAUUAAUUGCUGGCGAAAUAUUUAAGGUAUUUUCCUUAAAUUUUGCAAUAUUGAAACGAUUUGGUAACAAAUAGCACAAGCAUAUAUUGCAUUAUGUUCUAGGCUGUUUACAAAAGAGAUUGCCUUAAAGAGAUGGAAAUUCUACAUCUACAGUAGCAGCAAAUUAACAAUGGGGUAGAUACAUGUAGAAAAUGGGUUGAGAAAUUUGACAUUCGCUUCAGAAUUAAAUUUGUUUGUUAAGUUUUUAACAAUGGCUAACAAUUAUUCAAAUGUGAUGGAUGGGACUCGUCUAUCAGAGCAAAAUAUUUACACAUGUCGUCUGUGUUUCAAACAGUUCCUUUACUACAGUGACUAUGCUUUCCAUGAACGUAUGCACUUUGACCAGGUUACCAUACCUGGUUCUCUGCAAUCGGCUGGUUUAAGACCACCUUUUGAUAAUCAUGUGGUUCCAGCAUAUAACUCGACUGGUUCUACGCCCGGGACUUUGGACAGUUUCGAUAAGUUGAUUCAACCAUUCCGUAGUUCAAUUCCUGAAAAUGAUAUCAGGUCUCAACCAGAUUCCAGAGGACUGAUUCCAACAAGUCAGCAAGACUUGCGAAAUUAUGUGCCUUCAAGUCCUGCUGAUCAUAGGAAUAUGGCAGUAACAAGCCCAGCUGACCCAAGGAAUAUGGUCGCCACAAGCCCAGGUGACCCUCGCAAUAUGGUUCCAUCAAGUCCAGCUGACCCAAGGAAUCUGAUCCCUUCUAGCCCAGCAGAUACAAGGAACAUGGUACCUUCAAGUCCUGCAGAUCCUAGAAACUUGGUUCCUGCCAGCCCUGUAGACCCGAGAAAUAUGGUUCCAGCUAGCCCAGUAGAUCCAAGAAACAUGGUUCCGGCAAGUCCUGUGGAUCCUAGAAACCUUGUUCCAGCAAGUCCUGUAGAUCCAAGGAACAUGGUACCAGCAAGCCCAGUUGAUCCAAGAAAUAUGGUAGCAGCUAGCCCAGUUGAUCCAAGGAACAUGGUUCCUGCCAGUCCUGCUGCUCAACAAGAUCCAAGAAAUCUUAUGGUUUCAAGCCCGGCUUCACUGCCUGAUAAAUCUUCACAACAAAUGUACAGAAGUGAUAUAGAUGUACAGAACAUGAAUCUCGGGUCAAGAUCAACACCAAUCAACAUUCAGAGUCCCUCUAUUUCUAUGGCAAGUGUUCCCAUGUCAACAGAUGUAAGAAUGUUACCCAUAGAUUCACGACCAUCUCAAAGUCAGGUGUCAUCUGACAGUAGACAUCUUCCUGUUGACAGUCUUGCUUAUAGCUCUUCCUCAUUCCUGGACAGUUUAACACGGAGUUUGUACACCCCAGAUCUCUCAAAUAAACCUAUGUCAAUACCCCCUUUUAGUGCACUUCCAAUGGGACGGCCAGAAGAGAUUUUGGGACUGGAUAGUAGGCAACAUCCAAUUCAAAAGCCUGAUCCCUACUAUGGCAUCCCUAAAUCAAUUUACCAUCCAACUUCGGCACCGGAGGUAGGCGACAACUACACCGGCAACCAGUAUGGACUUAGCAAGCUGCUUGGCCCUCAGCAAGGGACGUAUUACCAACAGACCCUGUCUAGCCAACCUCAGAAUCUGUAUGGUGUAGAUAAACUGACUUCUGCACCGUUGCCAGUAAAUUAUUAUAAUCAGCCUAACAGUAAUGAAAAAUCCAACACUGACCAUAGAGACACCGUGCCGAAACAGACAUUGCACUAUGGUCCUUCAGUAGCAACUGUAUCCACAACUAACCAUUCCCACUAUCAACAUAGCAUUCCACGUACCGAUCAGCAGCUGUCAAAUCCUAGCCAGCAGAAAGUAGUCCCAAACUCGACAGAGCAGUUGCCGGCAUAUCCUAGCGGGCAUGCUUCACCUCAUCUCACUUACAGCCAGGUUUAUAAGGGUAGUCAGCCACAAGCUCAGGUUUAUGCUCCAGUGCCUUCACAUGCCUUGCCAAGUCAGCAUGACUACAAGUUGAGCACUGAGCCAGUACCAACUGUCAACCUGGCCCCUAAACAGCCAACACAACAGACACAGGAAAUCAUGUGCUAUAUCUGCCAGGCACCAUUCUCUAACAUGGCCGAUAUGUCAGAGCACAUGAAGAUUCACGCACAGGGAAUGGUAUCCCAAAACCGAUCUCCUAUCACCACACAGCAGCAGAAUUUUUCAGUCAGUACUGCAGGACCUUUACCCUCUGCUGGACCAGUUUCAUCGUCACCAGGCGCUGAUGUCUUGCGAGCUCAUUUGGCAGCGAAACAGGUUAGUCCAGUGCUUCCGCAAGGUCCUCAUAUGAAGCCCAAGGAGACCAUGCCUGUAAAGCCUAAGCACCCAGUUCCAGAGAAAGUGAAGGAGAUACCCCAGCCUACAAAGUCGAAGGAUAGUGUAUCUUUUAACUGUACUGUGUGUGGUAAAGCAUUCAUGAUACAGGCGUUGUUGGUUGAUCAUAUGAAGGUACAUACAUCCCCACAGCAAUAUGAAUGUAAGGUGUGCGGAAAAGUUUUUAAGAAAAAGUCGAAAUGUGCCAGGCAUGAGGCACUCCAUUCCCGCGACAUUCAUCUAUAUUACUGUGAGAUUUGUGACAAAAACUUUGAACAAAAAGGUAAAUAUCUUCAUCACAUACAAAAUCGGCACACAGAGCAGGAUUCUUUCCGUAUUCAUCAGCAUAGGGAACACCAGGCAGGAACCAAAAAGGCUGUGCCGCUUACUGGUGGAACCAUCGAUACCACUUUCGAUGGUGUGGAAGUGGAAAAAUAUAUUGACUGUCAAAUUUGUGAUGAAGAAAUUGAGAAAGUGAAACUUGUGGCUCAUUUGAAAACACAUGAUGUUCACACAUGUGAUAAAUGUGAUCAAGUGUUCUUGCAAAAAACUGAAUGUGUUGAACAUUUAAUGAGUCAGCAUAGGAAAGAAUUACAGAAUACGAAAUCAGAAGAUGAGCGUGAAUCUCCAAUGAAGAAAAGUUUGUUUAAUGUUGAAAGUAAAAAAGUGAAUGAACCUGUCGUAGAUCCAGAAAUAAAAAGCGACGCCUCAGGGAUUGUAGGGAAGGUUAACAAGAGUAGAAAAGAAGUUAUCAAAGACUUGAAGGAAAAGAAAAAGGAAGUCAUGAAAAACUUGAAAGAGAAACAAAAACAACUCAGGUACCUGGAAAAGCAGAAACUUGUGAAAGAGAAAAAAGUUAAAACUGAUACUGUUUCACCAGAAGAGAGUGUUAAAAAUGUUGAAGAAGUCAAGACUAUAACCAAAAGUCAGGACGAUUCCAAGUUAAAUUUAACUGAAGUUAAGUUGAAAUUCAGUUGUUCCAAAUGUGAAAAAUCUUUUGCUAAUAAGUCAGAUCUGAUAGCGCACGUUGAGACCCAUGUCAAAGAUCCAACACGGGUAUAUUGCGAGGUAUGCGACUACGCGUAUCAAACAAAAGAGAAAGGUUAUUACAUAUAUCAUAUGAAAUACCAUAGAGAUCAUGAGCUUAUAAAUUCCAAACAUCCUGCUCAGAUGUGCUGUCAGAUAUGCUAUACUAACAUACCUAAAGAGACAUUUGUGACCCAUAUAAAGCGAGUACAUUCACAGUAUUCAUGUGACAUUUGUCAGUGGUCCUACUCCAGCAUAAAAUCUCUCGAGAAGCACAUGAGGUCUAUUCAUGGUGGUAAAAAGUACAAGAAUUAUGUGUAUGAUGAAAGUCAUUAUAUUGAAGAUAUUGUUGAACCGCCACCUUCUCCUGACACUCCAGUCGUUUACAAAAAGCUCAAAGAUAUACAGGCAGAACAGCAGCAAAGUGUUGAGAAAAAGAAAGGAGCAAAGAUGUUCUCGUGUAAAGAAUGCAGAAAGAGUUACACUAAGAAACAAAAUUAUGACAAGCACUUAAAGACUCAUAAUAUGUCUAGUGAAGAGCCUCAGAUCAUUUGUGAGCUUUGCCAGGUAUGUCUAGAUAGUAGGGGUACAUACAUAUACCAUUUGCAGCAGCAUAGUGAACUUGAAAACACUACAGCUGCAGCUGUAAAGAUCGAGAAGGCACAAGAUAAAGAUACUAGUAAAUUAGACAAUAAAAUUAAAGUUGAGGAAAUGAUCAAAACUGAAACAUGUUUAAAAGAUGGGAAAGGUAAUAAGAAUGAAAGUAAAAAAGAUGUAUCUGAAACAAAAAGGGUAUCAGCGAAAAACGAUACUGAAAAAAUUAAGAAGGAAACUAUGAUCACUGUGCUAAAUCCAGAAACUGGGGACUUUGAAGAAAAACUAAUUGAAGAAAGUGAUGAACCUGAAAUAAGUAUUGAUAUAAGAAUAUUUGAAGAGGAUUUUGUUAAGGAGACUGAGGUUAAAGAUGAAACUGAAGAAACAGAUGACAAGGAGAAAAGUGUUAAUGAUGUUGUUGGUGAAAUUGUUUAUUGUCGUUUAUGCAACAAGUGUGUUCAGAGAAGUACAUUAUCAGAACAUAUGAGAACUCAUUUGACAUACAGUUGUAAUAGUUGUCACUAUGCUUUUAUGAAGAAACAACGUUAUAUAGAGCACAAACUGGCUUUACAUUUAUCUGAACUUAUUGCAGAAGAAAUAGAGAAGCAUGAAAAGGCUGUUCCAGAAGAAUCAGUGAAACCAGAAAAUACAACUGAGCAAAAGGAGAAAGAUUUACACAGGAGAAAGAGAAGUACUAAAAUUCUGAAUUGCCCUUUGUGUACCUCUGAAUUUAGGCAAGAUAAAUAUGUCGAACAUUUAAAGACUCAUGAAAAGCCAGUUCUUGCUUGCCAGUUUUGUGAACGAACCUUUUCCAAGAAAAACAUUUUAGCUAUUCAUGAAAAGUCACACGAGACAAUUUCUCAUGGAGUAAAUGAACUGCCCUAUCCUAAAUUAUGUCCUGUGUGUGGAAUUGAAAUGAAUUCUAGAAAAGCGUAUAUGAAUCAUGUAACUGAACAUUCUAAAAAAGUGGUAAGUUGUAAGAAGUGUGAAGAAAUGUUUACAAAUGACAAAGUUCUUGACAACCAUGUUAAGCUGUGUCAUGAUCCACAUGCUAAGGUUUACUGGAAGGAAGAUGGAGAGGGUUUGAAGUUUGAUACUAAAACUGGAAGAAUACAUGAAGUUAGUUCUGACUAUAUUUCUGAAAUUAAAGAACUGAAUGAUCUAUGCAAGCAGUUUGGAAAGCCCCCAAUAUGGUUUACGUCUCCUAAGAAAGUGAAAGAGGUUAAGGAAAAGUCUCUAAAUACAAGUAAAGUAAAAAGGGGUGAAAGUAAGAAAGAAGAGGCCUCUGAAAGUGUAGAAACAAGUGACAGUGAAGAAAAGCCUAAAAAUGAAACAUCAGAUGAGGAUUAUGUUCCUGAAAGAAACCUACGUAAGCGAAAGUCUGGAAAAGUGACAGAAAGUGAUGAUGUUGAAGAUGAAGACUCUGAAUCUGAAGGUUAUAAACCUUCAAAAAAGAAAAAGCGAAGUCCUAGGUAUAAUAAUGUAUCAGAUGAUUCUGUUUCAGAAGAUAGUUAUAAACCAAAAAGUACAAAAACCAGACAAGUGGUUGUGAAAAAAGAUCUGUUGAAACAAAAAAUUAAGAAACUUAAACAAACUGCUGGAAGAGUUCUAAGAUCCACAAUAGAUAAUAAAUCUGAAUCUAAAGCGAAUAAAGUUAAACCUGUUGUUAAGCGGAAAACAGAUGGUGAAAGUAGCUCAAGUAGUCCUAAGAAAAAGCGAACUGAAGUUGAAAACUUAAGUUUUGAAGAGGUUGAAAAGGUUAAAAGAAAUGACGAAUUCCCAGAGAAAUGCCCAGAAUGUGGAAUAGCUCAGUUUUCAUUAAGUAGUUACAAGGCUCAUGCAAGGAUGCAUACAGGGGAUAAUCCAUUUCGUUGCCCUGUUUGUGAUCAAUCCUUUACACGUGCUUGUAACAUGCUGACACAUGUGAAACAUAAACAUAAGGAAUAUAGUUUGAAAAAAUUGAGGAAAAACAUGAAAAGCUUUUCUGAACCGAAUAAGUCUGUUAGAUCUUUAAGAAACCGUGAGAAAAGCCCUGCACCUAAUCCAGACAUACCACUGUCUGCAAGCACACCUAUAAAAGGCUCAAGGCUUGUAGUUAAACUUUCCCCAAUAGACAUUGAGGAGAAAAAGAAAAGUGUUAAGAGGAGUCCAGAUACUAAAAUUCUAGACAGUAUAGAGAAGAAAAGUAUAUACUUUUGUGAAGUUUGUAAGAAAAAGUUUUCUCAAAGAUGGAAUUAUGCUCAACAUAUUCAGGUACAUAAGAAAGAUGGUAAAAAGAAAGAAAAGGAAAAUAAGACUGUUGCUAAUAAGAAAGACAUGAAAAAGAAAGAAAAAGAGAGUAAACCAUUUUCAUGUAAGGACUGCUCUGAAUCAUUUAAAAAGAAAAGAGACUUGUAUAUUCAUACCAAAAUUCAUUCGACUGAUGAAGAUGACAAUUCUGACAAAACUGAAGUUGAAAAUUUAAACCUUUCCCUAAAUACUUCAAUUGAAAGUACAAGCAGUGAUAAAGUAAAUAGUUCUAUGGAGACAACUGAAAGUUUUGUUGCUCAAAAUGGCAAACUUGAUGAAAGCAAAAGUGAGAGUAAAAGCAAUGCUUCGCAAAAUGAAAGUAUAGAAAUGGCAACAGAUCUGAAUCUAGGUGACAGUUUAGAAAUUGAUACUGAAACAAAUGACAUAGCAAAGGCAAAACAGAAACAAAUUGUUAAAGAACAAGUUAGUGGUAAGAAUGGUACAAAAGAUGACAUUGGUAAAAUAUCUAAAAGUGACAAUGUUUCUGUCUCAGGAAUAAGUGGGGAUACUGUUUCAGUAAGUAAAGAAGAGAAUAUAAAGAAUGAAACAUCUUUGAAUUCAAAUACUGUGUCGAUGGAGAACAACAAAGACAUGGGUAAUAACGGUUGUGAAUUAGUAAAAGAAAUAUCUGUGCCUCAGAAUAAUAAUGAUGAUCACAGUAAAAGUGGUGAUAGUGACAGUGAAAAGGCAAAGUUACGGACUCAGCCGUCUGUUAAUAAAAUGUCAGCUGAGACAGCAAUAUCUAAAUGGAAAGCGAAAGUUAGCGAACUGUUGUCUUCUCAGCUAGAGCUUCAUGCUACAAAGCAACAAGAGGAGCUUGCCAAUCCCGAAAUAAAGCGGGUCAAGGAGUAUUUGUCUAUAAGUGGUAAAGGGGAGAAGCAUAAGUUUGAGUGUCGUAUAUGCGGGGAUUCGACAUGCGAUGAGGAAGCUUCAUUCAGGCACCACAUGGAAGUUCAUCUGAACGAACCUCCGCCCCAUUGUGGUAUAUGUGACAUUUAUUUUAUGGCCAUUCAUCCUAAGAGACGUUUAGCAGAGCAUAACAAGAAGAAACAUCCAGAAUUGAGCAUUUAGGUGUAGAUUAGUUCAAGGUUUUACUGUAAACAUUUAAGUGAUAGUGUAAACCCAAAGGUAGAAUGCAACAUUUGCUUGAUUUUCAUGGUAAUUAUCUACCUUGUAUUAUACCUAUUGUUGGAUUUCUGCCAUGCUUAUCUGUUGUUGUUUAUGUGUUUCUUUGAUGUAUACAUUUGUUAAUGUUACCAUAUACCUGUAUGAUAGAGUUUCAUAAACAAAAGCAUUUUCUUUCAUGAACAAUAAAUUUUGUUUUUAGUGAAUUUUUUGAACACUGCUCUAAGAUAAUGUAAAUAUUCAUGUUUUCUUUUUCAUUUAGGAAAACAAAGUGUUCCAUUGAACAAAAGCUUCCAUGGUUUUUUUUCUCUCUUCAUUAUUGUUGAUGCCCAUUAUAUUCAUUAACAGUCUGUGGUUAUUAAGAUGUAAAUAUUUAUUGUAAUUUGGUAGUUUAAUACAAUGUAGAUUAACUGUUAUAUUUUAUAAACAUAUCAAUUUUAGACGAGCAGUGGCUCGUUUUGAAUGUAUUGCAAAUAGACCAGUAUUCAUUAACAUUUUCUGCUUGAAAAUUUACCUCCUGAUUUGGCUUAGGUGUUACUUUGUUAUCGUAUUAAUACGCACUUUUUUUUUUCUACGAUACAAGAGUUCUUUGUUUCAAUUUUAUGUAUUGAUACAUAAUGUAGAUGAAAUAAGAUUUCUGUGUCAUAAAUUGUUCAAAAUAAUUUUUUUUUUUUAUUAGGAAUAUGUUGUCAAUACGUUGUUGAAUAUGCAUUUGAAGUGAUAUAGUUGGAACUGUGAGUGAUAUAUAGAUUAUAUUUCACUGAUGUAUUUGAAUAUAUAAUUUAACAACAUAAGAUUGACUUUCUUGCCAGCAUUGGUUGUUUACUUUUUUUUCUAGGAAAUGUUAAUGAAUAUUGUUAACAAACUGUAGUUAUAUUUUAUACCCGCAUACAGAAGCACUAGUACAACAUUGUCGGCACCUAGUCAUUUAUCUUUAAUAUACAUUUAGAUAUAUAUAGAUAGAUAGUUAGUUAAAAUUGUUUUCACCGUGUUGAUAUAGCAUUGAACAAAUAUUUGAAGAGUUGGCCUCUUUUAAAACAGUUUCUUUCAAAGUAAUGGCGACAAAAAUGGCAUAACGGCAAGCAUAUGUCAUCACUGUAGAGCAAAGUCUUCUUAGCUGCUGAGUUUUAACAAUUUUAAAUUUUUGAAAUCCGUUUAAAAACAAACUGAACUUAGUUAAAAGCAGGUGAUGUCCAUACAAAUAGUCAGUUUAUAAGCUUUAUCAAAGUUCAAG
Ruditapes philippinarum (Manila clam) is the source of this 8601-nucleotide messenger RNA. RefSeq lists its product as uncharacterized. Gene Ontology annotation, molecular function: RNA polymerase II cis-regulatory region sequence-specific DNA binding; DNA-binding transcription factor activity. NCBI's taxonomy places the organism in Eukaryota, Metazoa, Mollusca, Bivalvia, Venerida, Veneridae. The record is from RefSeq and is a predicted model, not a curated record. Bases 267 to 7313 code for a protein of 2348 amino acids. The transcript has 5 exons. Gene Ontology annotation, biological process: regulation of transcription by RNA polymerase II.